CUUCUUCUUCUUCUUCUUCUUUUCAUCCUCGCUUCCUCUGACUUACUUCUUCUCAUCCUCUCCGUCAAGUGACAUCCAUCGAGUGGACUGAGAGACUCCCGAGCUGAGCUGAGCUGACCCUGCUUGGCCUGACGACUGACGACUCACGACUGACGACUGACGACUGACGACCCGACGGAGAGACGGAGACCCAAGACCAUGGCGGACGUCGAGCUGACUGCGGACGGCCUCGUUGGCCUCGACUACAGUCCCAGGGCCUACCUCUCGCAUUCCUGGCCAGAGGAGACGACGGCCACUACGACAUCAACAACUUCAGCAGCGACGACAGGGACGAGUGCAACGGCGACAACGGCCUUUGAGGCUGCUGACCCGGGGCUCGUGGCGGAAUGGCACUUUCAACGUCUCCAGCCUCACCUCCAGUUCCACCACCAGCAUCAGCAUCAACAGCAUCAUCAGCAGCAUCACCAGAGUCAACCGGACUACUCUUAUACCACGAUGCCGCUGCAGUCGCCCAUAGGACUGCCCAUGCUGCCCGUCACAGAGACCGAGGUCCAUCACCACAUCGACACUACCACUAGCAUGAUGGACGGCUCGUACAUCCCCCUCUCCACCCCCGUCGACAUGGUCCCCUUCACCUGGCAUGACUUCCACGCUGAACUCGGUGCUUUUCCUCUCGACAGCACAGCUGCUGCUGCUGCUGCUGCUGUCACUACGGCUGCGAGCAUGAGUGGCACAUACCAGGCUGAGACCGGAAGCUCCCCCGUGGACAGCUACCUCGAGGUCCGCUCUCUCACCAGCGCCAGCAGCGACAACGGAUGGACGGCCAUAGACAGAGCUCACUCCAUAGACUCGUCGUCCUUUCAUGACCAUCACCACAGUCACCAGCAGCAGCACCAUCCCAUCUUCAUCAACCCCAGCCAGACCCUGCACAACCGCAGCCUGUCAGAGUCCUCCUUCUCAGACCACCACUCCCUCCACUCCCGCAACUCCUUUGGGUCCUUUGUAGACGUCUCCCUCUCGCCACACAUGCACUCCCCGGGCUCAGAGUCGGCGCUAGAGUUCGACUACGGCCUCCCUUUACCCCGUCGUGUAUCAUGCGACCUCGUCUCCCAUGGCUCCAUCUCCCCGACAGCAGUCAGUCCCAUCGCCAUGGUCAGACCCAUGCCUGUCCUCACAAAGAAGCAGAACGCCUCUUCCUCCUCGCCUUCACGGUCGCCCAAAGCAUCGUCUGCUUCUGGAUCUGGAUCGGGGGCUCAUGUCUCUGCUGCUGGAUCGCCGCCGAGCAGAAAGCCGUCGCGCAAGAGUCCUAUUGCGGCCAAAAAUGCAGAGACCAAGGUCCGCAAGCAGAGCACCGGAGGUAAAGACGGUAGUGGCAACGGCGAGAAGAAGAUCGGUAAGCGGAAGGGCCCGCUCCGGCCUGACCAGCGGAAACAGGCCAGCGAGAUCCGCAAACUCAGAGCCUGUCUCCGCUGCAAGUUCCUCAAGAAGACGUGCGACAAAGGAGAGCCGUGUACGGGCUGCCAGCCAUCGCAUGCCCGGCUCUGGCAGGUCCCCUGCACCCGCAUCGACAUCAAAGAGAUCGGCUACUUCAUGAAAGACUGGAAGGCCGACUACGAGCGUCAUGUGACCCUGGGCUUCUCCGUCGGCAACAUCACCGGCUUCUCCGACCAGGAACGCACCCUCUUCAUCACCCACGGCUACGGCCAGGUCCUCCCCGUCAAGGCCAGAGAGGUCUAUGUCCACGAUGAAGAGUGCUUCAACCUCGACUGGGUCGAGACCAUGAGCCGGCCCGCCAACCACUACGACCUCAAGACCGCCAAGCUCUCCGCCGGCAUGGAAGGCAUCUCCACCGCCAUGCUCUCAGACUACCUCGACCGCCACAUCGACGGCAACGGCAGCUACGAGGGAUUCGUCGACGAGUACUUCGCCGGCACUCCCUUUCUCACCCAGAUGCUCAAGACUGCCUACCGCUUCUACUUCCGCACCAAGCUGCCCGUCAUCCGCAAGGCCCUCAAGCUCACCCUCGCCUACAACCUCACCAUGCACGUCACCAUGGUCGAGGGACUGGGCGAGCUCGAAGAAGAAGCCUUCUCGGGCAAAGUCGAGGACUCCGACAGCCACUACAGGGGCAAAGUCAUGGCUCCCGUCAUGAUAAACUUCCAAGUCAAGUGCGCCAUGGCAAACAUGUGGCGCGAGCUCCAAAAGGACGUCCUCGAGGAACUCUCCGCCCUCUACUCCAGCGUCUACAGCGGCGACAAGCUCAAGAACUGGCCCAUCAUCUUCAUGCUCGCCACCAUCCUGCUCGCCGUCUGGGAGGAAAUGCAGUUCGACUGCCACUACCGCGUCCAGGAUCCCGUCGCCGUCACCAAAUUCUGCAACGACAUGGAGUCCAUCCCCGUCGGUGUCAUCGUAGGCUUGUUCCAGGCCAUUUCGCAGAAGCUUCCCGCCUUCACGGACUGGGACACCGCGCAGCACCAGCAGAUCUUCAACUUCAACUCGGACGUCUGUGCGGCCAUGACAGAGGUGCGUGGUCAUGUACGGCAGUACGAGUCCUAUCUGCGCGGACGCAACGAGACCUCCGUGUUUGACCGGGAAGACUUUGACUGCCUUUCGAACAAAUUCGUUAGUCGUUUGGUGAUACGUGCCAAUUGACUAGCCGACUCUGACGAUCGGGGGCCGCGCGACAAGCGUGAGCGACGCCGGAAAUGGGGCUGGGUCGGCGAGCGGCCCCCCGCGAGAGUGAAAAAGAUGAAACUUGCCGACCUCGAGAUGCGCAGGGGUGUUCUCGUCUCGUAGCACUCCACCUUUUAACCCUCUGAUCGAUUUACUUACGGAUGAUGAUGAACGAAGUCCUGUUUUAUGAUGAUCAUGAUGAUGAACCGUCUUGCGUUUCGUUCCGUUGCAUCCCCCCGUCUACCCCCUUAUAGCACUGUUGACCGUUUCCCAGCCAGUCAUACACAACUACCUAGAUGAGAAGCCCUUCUCAUCACGCAUCACGUGUCACGAUUUAAUCCGUCAUUCUUUCACGACCCUCUACGUCUUGUCUAUUUCUACUCAUCUUGCAAGUCCAGUUUUCUAUCCACCUCACGGGAUAUAUGUGUACUGUUAUCUUACUCCUGCUGUUCGUCGGCUAUUUGGUUAUCUCUUUUCCUCUUUGCUUUCCUACUUGUUUUUUUUACCUUUCACUCCCCGUCGCCUUCGCCUCUGCCCAUGCGUAGGCUAGACGGGUCGAGUUGAACCCCCCAUACACAAUCCUGAAACUGGUCUAUCCUGUCCUGAUCUUGAGGCUUCACCUUUUUAAUCCUUCUUAUUCUUCACCUUGCUGUGUUUUUUGACUAUUGCCUUUUUUUUACUGUUUGCGUUCAGUUUGAUUCCCGACUGACGAAGAGAUGAGAAAAGAAAAAUUUGGUCCUGAUGCGGAUCGAUGAACGAUUUGAUUUACUUAUCUGCCUACUUACCUACUUAUGAUCUGAGAUGAAGUGAGAGAAAGAAGAAUUGCUUUUAUUUUUAUUUUUUUGGAGUUAUUUAAUAAUGAUUAAAUCUUGCUAUGGAUAACUACUCACUUAUAUAACUGCCUGCUGAUGUAUUUACGCGGCCACACAUACUGACUUUCCCUCCUUGUCUUACUCUCUUGCUUCCCUAGCAUAUUGCAUCUCGGGUCCUAGCUAUCUCUGCAUCAAUCAAUGUUCACUUCCAUAAUACUGACUUACUACUGACUUACUACUUGCUUCACUUCGGCGUCUUUGAAGUCAUGCCACGUGACCUCUACGUCAUCUGCCGAGGCUGAAGCCUGGCGGUGGCUUGUUUUGCUGACUCAUCACUUCUCGACAUCUGAUUGGUUCUCGCACCUUCCAGCAACUUCUGCCUCCCCUGGCUUCCGCUUUCGGCCUUAGCGCG
Trichophyton rubrum CBS 118892 is the source of this 3897-nucleotide messenger RNA. RefSeq lists its product as uncharacterized. Gene Ontology annotation, molecular function: zinc ion binding; DNA-binding transcription factor activity, RNA polymerase II-specific. Lineage: Eukaryota; Fungi; Ascomycota; Eurotiomycetes; Onygenales; Arthrodermataceae. The coding region runs from base 199 to 2652 and encodes 817 amino acids. The transcript is spliced from 2 exons. The record is from RefSeq and is a predicted model, not a curated record. Gene Ontology annotation, biological process: regulation of DNA-templated transcription.